AUGUCUUAUUCCGGGUAUCCGCCUUACGGUCAGCCGCCUCCCCAACAACAAGGGGGGUACUACCAGCAGCCACCACCUCACCAACCAUACGGCGCGCCUCCACCUCCGGCCCAGGGCCAAUACUAUCAGCAGUCUCCUCAGCCUCCCCAGGGCUACGGACAACCGCCCCCUUCUCAACCAUACGGUGCGCCAUCUCCCCAACCGUAUGGAGCCCCGCCUCCUCCUCAACCCUACGGCGCCGCACCUCCACCGGGCCAAUACUACCCGCCGCCACAGCAAGGGGGCUACGGCGCGCCGCCGCCGCCGCCACAGCAACCAUAUGGCGCGCCGCCGCCGCCGCCACAGCAACCAUAUGGCGCGCCGCAAGGGCACGGGCAACCCCCUCCCCAGCAACCAUACGGCCAACCGCCCUAUGGCCAGCCGCCUUAUGGCCAGCCCCCGCCUCAGCAAUAUCAGCCGUACGGACAACAAUAUCCGCCGACACCUCCAUCCGCCGGCUAUGGCCCGCCCCAGAUCAUUGCUUGGAAUGGCGACGAGGAUGCACGCGGCCUAAGAUCAGCCAUGAAAGGCUUCGGCACGGACGAGAAGGCGUUGAUCCGGAUACUGGCGACCAAGGACCCCUUACAAGCCAACACCAUGCGUGACGCCUACGCGCGCCUACACCGACGCGAUCUUAUAGCUGACAUCAAGAGCGAAACAAGCAGCUGGUUUGAAGCUGGGCUGGUCGCUCUCGCCCGCGGCCCGCUCUUGAACGAUGUCCACCUGCUUCGCGAGGCCAUGUCCGGACCUGGGACCAAGGAGAAGGCGCUCAAUGACGUUCUUCUGAGUCGGUCCAAUGCCGACAUCAAUGCCAUCAAGGGCGAGUACCACCGCGUCUUCCAUCGCCGACUCGAGGACGACGUGCGGGGCGAUCUGAGCAUGAAGACGGAGAGGCAUUUCAUGAUUGUGCUGCAGGCCCAGCGGGCCGAGGACUCAGCACCCAUUGUGAAAGCCGAGAUUGACCGCGAUGUUAACGAUCUGUACAACGCGACGGAGGCCAAAAUGGGUACCGACGAGAUGAAGGUUUGCAGCAUCCUGACAACGAGGAACGACAACCAGAUCCGUGCCAUUGCGUACGAGUAUCAGCAGAAGUUUGCGCGAAACUUGGAGGAUGUCAUUCGAAAGGAAUUCUCGGGACAUAUGGAGGACGCUCUCCUGUUCCAGCUGCGCAGCGGCGCCGACAAGUACAUGCACCAGGCAACGCUCCUCGAGGAUGCGAUGGCUGGGGCCGGCACCAAGGAUUAUCUCCUGGUCAGCCGUAUUGUUCGUUUCCACUGGGACCGGAACCACAUGGCCAACGUACGCGGAGCGUAUGAGAAGCGAUACCAUCGCAACCUGGCCAGCAGGAUUAAGGGAGAGACGAGCGGCGAUUAUGAGCGGCUGAUGCUUGCAUGCAUCGGGGAGCGCGUCUAG
Chaetomium globosum CBS 148.51 is the source of this 1452-nucleotide messenger RNA. RefSeq lists its product as uncharacterized. Bases 1 to 1452 code for a protein of 483 amino acids. The transcript is spliced from 4 exons. NCBI's taxonomy places the organism in Eukaryota, Fungi, Ascomycota, Sordariomycetes, Sordariales, Chaetomiaceae. The record is from RefSeq and is a predicted model, not a curated record. Gene Ontology annotation, cellular component: cytoplasm. Gene Ontology annotation, molecular function: calcium-dependent phospholipid binding; calcium ion binding.